Molecule: messenger RNA, 1647 nt
Organism: Eleginops maclovinus (Patagonian blennie)
Lineage: Eukaryota; Metazoa; Chordata; Actinopteri; Perciformes; Eleginopidae
Product: opsin-3-like
Exons: 4
Coding region: 321-1373 (350 amino acids)
Biological process (GO): cellular response to light stimulus; phototransduction; visual perception
Cellular component (GO): plasma membrane; photoreceptor outer segment
Molecular function (GO): G protein-coupled photoreceptor activity
Source: RefSeq, a predicted model, not a curated record
GAGAGAGGACGACUAUCUGAGGGCAGAAGUAGACUUGUGUAAGCUUUUUUAAAUCCCUUUGUUUACAUCUCUAACACAUGUAAACAAACUUCACAUGAAGAGCUGAGAGUGAUUUACUCACUGAGGAUUACUGCUCAGUGCUGUCGCUGCAGCGGCAGGGAGGGGAUGGAGCAAGCCGCAGCGUUGCGCGGCCGCCGCACACUUCGCCUACCGGAGUUUGACUUUUUUUCCACAGGUGAUAUUUUUUAUUCUGCACAAAAACCCAGCACGUGCCUCCUGCAGGGAAGACCCCGAGCGUAACAGCGCGCCACCUUCCCGCCAUGUUUGCCGAGCUGAGCGAACUGAGCGAACUAAACCUCACUGCGUCAGCAUGGAGCGACUUGCCACUGGAGCGUCUUUCGCGCGGCGGGCACCGCGUGAUGUCGGUGUUCCUGGGCGGCAUCAUGGUGUUCGGCUUCCUCAACAACCUGCUGGUUCUGGUUCUGUUCUGCCGCUUCCGGUCGCUGCGCACCCCUGUCAACGCACUACUGCUCAACAUCAGCAUCAGCGACAUGCUGGUCUGCGCGUGCGGUACGACGCUCAGCUUCGCCUCCAGUCUACGCUGCCGCUGGCUGUUCGGCCGGACCGGCUGCCUGUGGUACGGCUUCAUCAACUCCUGCUUCGGCAUCGUGUCCCUGGUGUCUCUGGCGGUCCUGUCCUACGAGCGGUACUCCACCCUGCUGGUUUACAACAGCCGCUCCUCAGACUACAGGAAGCCCCUGCUGGCGGUGGGGGGGGCGUGGCUGUACUCAGUGGGCUGGACGCUGCCCCCCCUGCUGGGCUGGAGCAGUUACGGUCUGGAGGGAGCCGGAACCAGCUGCUCCGUGUCCUGGACCCAGAGGACCGGAGCGUCCCGGGCCUACGUCCUCUGCCUGUUCGUCUUCUGCCUGGGGCUGCCCCUCCUCGCCAUGACCUACUGCUACGGGAGGCUGUUCCUCGCCGUCAGACAGGUGGGUCACAUGAGACGGCCCCAGGCCCGCCGCAGGGAGCUGCACAUCCUGUUCAUGGUGCUGACGGCCGUGCUGUGCUACCUGGUCUGCUGGCUGCCGUACGGCGUCGUCGCCAUCAUGGCCGCCUUCGGACCGCCUGGCGCCAUCAGCCCCAUCACCGCCGUCAUCCCCUCCAUCCUCGCCAAGAGCAGCACGGUCAUCAACCCCGUCAUCUACAUCCUCAUGAACAAGCAGUUCUACCGCUGCUUCCUGAUCCUGUUCCACUGUGAGAACCAGCUGACGGAGAACGGACUGUCCUCCGUCCAAUCAAAGACCACUGUGCUCCCGCUGCAGCGACGCCUUGACCCCCCCACUGACCUGGAGCUGCCUGAAGCCUCCACCUGAUGAGAGACACUCAGAUACACAGAGCUGCAGUGUUGGUCCCUGAAGGCAGCAUAUCCCUGGACAAAUGGGAUUCCUUUAUCAACACCAACUCAUAAAAAGCUUACCUGUGAUAUCAUAAGUAAUGCCGACUCAUGUCAGGGUUUUAGGAGGCCUUCAAAGUCAUGAAAAUGUAAUAACAAAGGAUUUUAAAGCGUGGCACAUUUACACAUUUCUGUUUAUGUAAAUUAAAGUUGAGUUAUUCAAUAUUGACUUUUAAAUCCCACUUCACUUUGAA